AUGGCUCCUAAAGCUUCGAAAAGCGUUGCCGUCAAGCAGCCUACCUUUCAUGGCUAUGAGUUCCUCGGACCGCCAGGUGCUUUUGCUAUCUCCUUUGGACUCCCAUUUGCCUGCUACCUCUCGACAUUCCUCUGCAACGACAUUGCUGGCUGUCCAGUUCCCUCCCUUCUUUCACCGUCAACAUUGACAAUCGAGACCCUUAAACGCGAAGUAGGAUGGCCUGCGAGUGGAAUCCGUGGCCUGGCAAGUUGGGAUGUCUCUGCAAAGGUCUUGGGCUAUUAUCUCCUUUCUGCCGUGCUCCACAAAGUCUUGCCAGGAGAAGAGGUUGAGGCCUGGUCCUCUACAAUGACCACUCUCGCGAUCCUCGCAGCCGGUACAGUCCUCCAAGGCGCGGAUUUCCCUGUCUGGACCUUCAUCUACGACAACUAUCUCCAAAUCCUCACAACCAACAUCAUAAUCGCAUACAUCCUCGCAACGUUUGUCUACGUUCGUAGCUUUGCUGUCAAACCCGGAAAUGUAGAAAAGCGCGAGCUAGCAGCAGGAGGCAUAUCAGGAAACAUGCUCUACGACUGGUUUAUCGGCCGCGAACUGAACCCACGCAUCACCAUCCCCUUGCUGGGCGAAAUCGACAUUAAGGAGUUCUGUGAGCUGAGACCUGGUAUGAUGGGCUGGAUCAUUUUGAACUGCACAUUCGUCGCACACCAAUACAAGAUAUACGGCACCAUCACCGACAGCAUCCUGUUUGUCACCGCCUUCCAAACCCUAUACGUGCUAGACUCAUUCUGGAUGGAGAGUGCAAUCCUCACCACAAUGGAUAUUACAACCGAUGGUUUUGGCUUCAUGCUCGCAUUCGGUGAUCUAGUCUGGGUUCCUUUCAUUUACAGCAUCCAAGCACGAUACCUUGCCGUGUAUCCCCUUUCCCUCGGCCUCUACGGCUCAGCCGGUGUCCUUGCAUUCUUAGGAACAGGGUACUACAUCUUCCGCAGCGCAAACAAUGAGAAAAACCGCUUCAGGACCAACCCUGAUGACCCCCGCGUUGCGCAUCUGAAGUACAUUGAAACAAAAUCUGGGUCCCGCCUGCUGAUUUCCGGGUGGUGGGGCACGGCACGCCAUAUCAAUUAUUUCGGGGACUGGAUUCAAGCGUGGGCAUAUUGCUUGCCUACUGGACUUGCUGGGUAUGUGGUUCAACACUCGUCGGUAGUUCCUAGCACAGGAAUGAGUGCUGCGGAUGGCAGUUUUGUCUACACUGGACCUACAGGCCUUACAGAGAUUUUCCAAGGGGCUGCGAAGGGAUGGGGGAUGAUAUUCACGUACUUUUAUCUGAUAUACUUUGCGAUCCUGCUCGUUCAUCGGGAGUUGAGGGAUGAGGAGAAGUGUGAGAGGAAAUACGGGAAGGAUUGGGAGAGGUAUUGUAAGGAGGUUCCGUCUCGGAUUAUUCCUGGUAUCUAUUGA
This is a messenger RNA of Lachnellula hyalina, 1452 nucleotides long. It is a transcript of the gene ERG24, whose product is annotated as Delta(14)-sterol reductase. Lineage: Eukaryota; Fungi; Ascomycota; Leotiomycetes; Helotiales; Lachnaceae. Gene Ontology annotation, cellular component: endoplasmic reticulum membrane. Gene Ontology annotation, molecular function: Delta14-sterol reductase activity. Gene Ontology annotation, biological process: ergosterol biosynthetic process. The transcript has 3 exons. The coding region runs from base 1 to 1452 and encodes 483 amino acids. The record is from RefSeq and is a predicted model, not a curated record.